Molecule: messenger RNA, 549 nt
Organism: Olea europaea var. sylvestris
Lineage: Eukaryota; Viridiplantae; Streptophyta; Magnoliopsida; Lamiales; Oleaceae
Exons: 1
Coding region: 1-549 (182 amino acids)
Molecular function (GO): RNA-DNA hybrid ribonuclease activity; nucleic acid binding
Source: RefSeq, a predicted model, not a curated record
AUGGAGGCGACAAUGGAACCAGUCGAGCCCCCCACAUGGAAACUAUUCGUAGAUGGGUCCUCAAGAGAGACUGGCUCUGGGGCAGGGAUCGUCUUGGAAAGCUCGGAAGGCCACAAGCUAAACUUCACAGUAAGGUUCGACUUCAAAGUCUCGAGCAACGCUGCUGAAUACGAGGCCCUUCUGGCAGGUCUUAGACUUGCUAAAGAGAUGCAGGUCAGAAGGCUCCUAACGAGCAGUGAUUCUCAACUUAUAGUGAAUCAAGUCAAUGGGAACUUCACGGCCAAGGACAGUAGCAUGAUUGCAUACUUGAAGUUGGUUCUGAACCUACUUCCUCAUUUUGAAAGGUUCGAACUGACUCAAGUCCCCCGCCUAGAAAUUACACAUGCAGACGCCCUUUCAAAACUGGCUAGCAGCAAGCAUUCAGAGCUGCUAAAGAUUGUCCUUAUUGAGCACUUAUCAAAACCCUCCACUUUCGGAGGUGAAGAGGUACUAUGGAUAGAAGGCACCCCAUUAUGGAUGCAGCCUAUCAUCGCCUAUUUGAAGGAUUAA